Ilex paraguariensis (yerba mate) is the source of this 476-nucleotide messenger RNA. NCBI's taxonomy places the organism in Eukaryota, Viridiplantae, Streptophyta, Magnoliopsida, Aquifoliales, Aquifoliaceae. The record is from the annotation of a GenBank genome assembly.
AUGUGGUUCCCGUUCUGGAGAUCCAGAGAUCGAUUCUCUUUGGACGAACUCAGAUAUCUAACCGAUCAGAUAAUGAAGGUUCAAAUAGUUAAUGAUGUUAACAAGGAUUUUGUGAUUGAGGCACUGAGAUCAAUAGCAGAAUUGAUAACAUAUGGUGACCAACAUGAUACAGCCUUUUUCGAGUUUUUUAUGGAGAAACAGGUCAUGGGGGAGUUUGUGCGUAUACUGAAAAUUAGUAGAACUAGUAUUGUUUCACUUCAGUUAUUGCAGACAAUGAGCAUUAUGAUCCAAAACCUAAAAAGUGAACACUCUAUAUAUUACAUGUUCAGUAAUGAACAUAUUAAUUAUUUUAUAACUUAUUCCUUUGACUUCCGCAAUGAAGAGCUAUUGUCUUUCUACAUAUCCUUUUUGAGAGCAAUAAGCGGAAAGCUGAACAAGAAUACGAUUUCUGUGCUCGUUAAAACUCGAAAUGUAAG